Molecule: messenger RNA, 3292 nt
Organism: Dama dama (fallow deer)
Lineage: Eukaryota; Metazoa; Chordata; Mammalia; Artiodactyla; Cervidae
Product: flavin-containing monooxygenase 3
Exons: 9
Coding region: 69-1667 (532 amino acids)
Molecular function (GO): flavin adenine dinucleotide binding; NADP binding; N,N-dimethylaniline monooxygenase activity
Source: RefSeq, a predicted model, not a curated record
UAAACUGCUCAGACGUUUUGGACAAGACUUAAAUCUACAGAAAAGAGGAAGAUCACAAAAAGGCAACCAUGGUGAAGAAAGUGGCCAUCGUCGGAGCAGGCAUCAGUGGCCUGGCCUCCAUCAGGAACUGCCUAGAAGAGGGACUGGAACCCACAUGCUUUGAGAAGGGUGAAGACGUCGGGGGCCUGUGGAAAUUCUCGGACCAUGCAGAGGAAGGCAGGGCCAGCAUUUAUCGGUCAGUCUUUACCAACUCUUCCAAAGAGAUGACAUGUUUUCCAGACUUCCCAUUUCCUGAUGAUUUUCCUAACUUUAUGCACAACAGCAAGCUCCAGGAAUAUAUUACUAUGUUUGCCAAAGAAAAGAACCUCCUGAAAUACAUACAAUUUAAGACAAUUGUAUCCAGUGUAAAUAAGCGUUCCGAUUUCUCAACCACUGGCCAAUGGGAUGUUAUCACCGAAAAGGAUGGUAAAAAGGAAUCAGCUGUCUUUGAUGCCGUAAUGAUUUGUUCUGGACAUCAUGUGUACCCCAACAUACCUAAAGAGUCCUUUCCAGGAAUAAAACUUUUUAAAGGCGAAUGCUUCCACAGCCGGGACUAUAAAGAACCAGGAAUCUUCAAGGGGAAGCGAGUCCUGGUGAUUGGUCUGGGGAACUCGGGCUGUGACAUCGCCUCAGAACUCAGCCAAACAGCUGAAAAAGUCAUCAUCAGCUCCCGAAGUGGCUCCUGGGUGAUGAGCCGGGUCUGGGAUGAAGGCUAUCCAUGGGACAUGCUGAUUGUCACUCGAUUUGAAACAUUCCUCAAGAAUACGUUACCGACAGUCAUCUCUGACUGGUGGUACAUGAAGCAAAUGAAUGCCAGAUUCAAGCACGAGAACUAUGGCUUGAUGCCUUUAAACGGCAUCCUGAGGAAAGAACCUGUGUUCAAUGACGAACUCCCAGCUCGCAUUUUAUGUGGCAUUGUGACCAUUAAGCCAAACGUGAAGGAGUUUACAGAGGAUUCAGCUAUUUUUGAGGAUGGGACAGUGUUUAAGGCCAUUGACUGUGUCAUCUUUGCAACAGGCUACAGUCAUGCCUACCCCUUCCUUGAUGACUCCAUCAUUAAAAGCAGAGACAAUGAGGUCACCUUAUUUAAAGGCAUCUUUCCGCCUCCACUGGAGAAGCCAACCUUGGCUGUGAUUGGCCUUGUCCAGUCACUUGGAGCUGUCAUCCCCACUACUGACCUGCAGUCUCGCUGGGCAGUACAAGUAAUUAAGGGAACUUGCCCUUUGCCUUCUGUCAAGGACAUGAUGAAUGAUAUUGAUGAAAAAAUGGGGAAAAAGCUCAAAUUGUUUGGCAAAAGUGAUACCAUACAGACGGAUUAUAUUGUUUAUAUGGAUGAACUUGCCUCCUUCAUUGGGGCAAAGCCCAACAUCCCAUGGCUGUUUCUCACCGAUCCAAAGUUGGCGUUGGAGGUUUACUUUGGUCCUUGCACCCCAUACCAGUUUAGGCUGGUGGGCCCAGGAAAGUGGCCAGGAGCCAGGAACGCCAUCCUGACCCAGUGGGACCGGUUACUGAAACCCAUGACGACCAGAGUGGUUGGGAGUCCUCUGAAGCCUUGCUUAUUUUGCAACUGGUUCAGACCAGUUCUUAUUUCUGUUGUAUCAAUUGCUGCUUUCAUUGUGUUGUUCUAACCAUCACUCUAUCUGGGAUUCUGAACAUUACUAACAAUAUCUGGGAAGAAACUUCACUAUAUAAAAAUUAAGAAUUUCACACCUCCUAUUUUCCUAUUCAGUGGGCAUUAGUAAGACAGUACUAUCGCUAGGCUUCUAAAUAAGUGCAUAAAAGAAUCAUGGCAUGAUCUAAAGAGUAUUUAUCAUUUCCCCUUAAUUUUCACUAACAUUUCUUAAUUCCAUAACAUUUUAUAGUUAGAUAUAUUCUUUUUAACUUAACUCAUCUGAAAUACUUGACAUGAUUCCUUUUCUCUUUUAACAGUCUUUGAAAUACAUAUUUCAAAUCUAAACAGUGAGUAAAUUAAGCAGAAUAGUCACAAUAUGAUAGUCUCAGCCUAAUUUUACAAACCAUUCACCAGGAUCAAGGGGAGAAUUUGGUUAUUUGGCUAUUAUAUUCUAUUUUUGUUUUCUGCUGUGUCCUCCAGGCAAUUCCUCUUGUUCCCUGGCCAAGAAAAGUAGCAUGAAGAUCCUGUCUGUAAUGAAAGUUAGCAAGAACUAACUCAUUUUAUUUAUAUUCUCAAUAAAGAAACAAACUUUCACAUGUAGCAGCAAGAUAAGGACAACAGCAACAAUGAGUGGAGCACCAAAUAUACCUUUUAACUGAAUGGAAAGUCAUAAAAAAUUAAGUCUUUAGCCAAAGCUGUGACCCACGUCUAAUAAAACCUGAUAUGGAUCAUAUAGAAUUAUAUCCCUUAUGGAAUGUAGUACCAAGAUAAAUCUAAAAUGUUACUUUUAAAGUAUUAUUACAUGUUACAAUUAAAUUUUGAUAGUUAAAAAUGUUUGACAUUAUGGAGCAGAUAAAAUAAUCCAUUAGCAUCAUCAGUUACCAGGGGGUUCUUCAUAUUGUUAAACUCUAUAUUUCUUAUUACACCUUCAAUUUUUUUCCAGACAAACAUUAUUAUUUUUAAAAAUUGUGUUAUACUUGGUUAUGAAGGAACAGACACAGAUUUGGGGGAAAAUACUAUUGUAUCUUUCUUCUUCACUAUUCCUUUCUCUAUUAUAAAAUACUUACAAAACCCUGGAACCUGUCAAACCUCUACCAGUUCCUAAUAACCACACAAAAAGUCCUGCUAGGCUCAGAAGUCAGGAUAGCCCAAGCAGAACAGCCCCUUUAACCUAUCAGAGACUGAGGACACACCCAUACAUUCAUCUAUAGCUAGAGCCAGUAGAGCAACAAGAGGAGGAGACCACGUUUUUCUCUAACACUUUCUUCUUUUCUUUUUUUAAUUCUCUUGGUAUUUUAAUCUUCAGAGCUAAGAUUUAUUAUGGAUGCUGCUAUACACAGCAGCAGAAUUUAAAUCAUUCCCUUUUCCUAACUAUUUAAGUCAAUGGACAUGAGCCAGUGAAAGAUAGGGAAGCCUGGCAUGCUGCAGUCCAUGGGGUUGCAAAGAGUCGGACACAACUGAGUGAUUGAACAACAAAGCAGAGUAGCAUUCUGCUUUGAAGUUCUUCUUACAAGAUGUGAAAUAUUCCUAAAUAUUCCCAAGUGACACAGAACUUUUCUGGAAACCCUAUGGCCUAAAUGGAAUCAAGUAAACAAAUUAAAUACAGCUCAUAAAAUUUAUUUUGUUGAAGUUAUAAAUGCU